This is a messenger RNA of Trametes versicolor FP-101664 SS1, 1679 nucleotides long. RefSeq names its product Pkinase-domain-containing protein. The record is from RefSeq and is a predicted model, not a curated record. The transcript has 2 exons. Lineage: Eukaryota; Fungi; Basidiomycota; Agaricomycetes; Polyporales; Polyporaceae. Gene Ontology annotation, molecular function: ATP binding; protein serine/threonine kinase activity. Gene Ontology annotation, biological process: intracellular signal transduction; protein phosphorylation. Bases 61 to 1551 code for a protein of 496 amino acids.
CUCGGUCUCUCGACCCCACGAUCCUAGCAGCUCUACCACGCACGACGACUCUACAUCGCUAUGGCUCGCGUGCAGAUGAGCGCCAUCCUCCCCGACUUUGCCGGAUUCACCCUCUCGCAAGGGUGCUUCCACCUCCGGCUACUCCAGCGACUCGGUAACGGCGCGUAUGGCGUCGUCUACCUCGCCCAAGACCUCGCGCCCCGCCCCCAUGGCGCGGAGUAUUACGCCGUGAAGUGCGUCCUCAAGCACGAACGCGGCUCCGCACUCGCCCGCCAGCAGCAGCGCGAGAUCGCCCACCACCGCGCAAUGUCGGAGCACCCGAACGUUGUCACGCUGCAUGCUGUCGUCGAGGAGGAAUUUUACACCUUCCUUGUGCUCGACCUGUGCGACGGCGGCGACCUGUUCAACGCCAUCAUGGACCGUCGGACGUUCGCGAACAACACCGAGGCCGUCCGGCGCAUGUUCCUCCAGGUCAUUGACGCCGUUGAGGCCUGCCACGCCUCGGGCAUCUACCACCGCGACCUGAAGCCAGAGAACAUUCUCUGCGACAAAGACGAUAAGAACGUGUACUUGGCGGACUUCGGUCUGUCCACCAGGACACGCUUCAGCGCGAACUUCGGUUGCGGCAGCUCCUUCUACAUGAGCCCAGAAUGCCUGGGCAUCUUCCACAAGAAGCGGCCGUACGCCACGGCCCCUUCGGACGUCUGGGCACUUGGCACCAUCCUCUGCAACGUCGUCACGGGCCGCAACCCGUGGCACGUCGCCUCGCCCAAGACCGACGCGGGCUUCCGCCUCUUCCUGCGCGAGGGUGCGCCGUGGCUGCAGAAGUCGCUCGACAUCUCCGUCGCGGCGAGCGAGCUCUUCGCGCGCAUCUUCACCGUCGACCCCGCGCUGCGCAUCACCAUCCCCGAGCUGCGCAAGGCCGUUCUCGCGAUCGACUCCUUCUUUCCCGGGGGCGCGCCCUCUUCAAGCACGCUCCAGGUCAUCGAAGAGGAGACCGCCGCUGAGGUCGCCGAGCUCCAGUCUCCCCGCAUUCCGGAGGAGGCGGACAUCACGGAGCAGGUCCGGCCUGAGGCUCCGCUCGGCCACCGGAACGAGAGCUGGGAGCUGCGCCCGCUCGCGCUCUGUGCGACGAUCUCGACCGACUUCAUGACGAUGCCCACCGAGAAGAUCGCGGCGGCGGCGACUGCGACGUGUGUCGGGACGGAGAGCACGUUCGUCAACGGCGGCGCUGAGUCAUACGAGGCGUUCGCAUCCACCGACAGCCUCGACGAUGUGUGGUCCAUCUCUGGUCCCCCUCCAGUCGCUGCUUCGCCCGAGCAGUCCUUCGGCACCGACAGCGGGAGCGAAAGCGAUGUACCCAUUACCCCGGACACGUUCGCCGCCAACCCCGACGUUGCAGUGCCCGAUCUCGCGCUCGACGGGCCCGUCCCCUCAGAGUGCGACAUCACAAUGGCCUGUACACGUCUGACGGAGCUCAAAAUGGAGAAGAAGAGCACAAAUCCGGUCGUGAGAUUGUUCACUGGCGUCAGGAUGAGAAUGAGGGCUUAGACAGUGGACAGUACCGACCUGGGUGCUGGACACUGUCGGUCCAUGGACUUGUAACGAUACCCACUACUGUACAACGCCAUUAUAUUGUGUACGAAUACCUGUAGCAAAUAGAACAACAAACCAUUCAA